UUGAAGUCUAUCGCAUUUCCUCUAGUACCAAGAGCUCGUGCCCUUAUCUAUCGAGCUGUGACUGGUGGAAACCCAAGCACCGCAAUUGGAGUUCUGGACUUGACAGAACGCAAUGGUGUGGUGACGAUCAUCGGCAGUGUGGAUGGUCUAUCACCAGGUCCACACGGCUUUCACGUCCAUGAGUUCGGCGAUCUUGGAAACGGCUGCUUAGCAGCAGGUAACCACUUUAAUCCCCUAAGAUCAGACCAUGGUUCACCAGUAAACCCACCGUCUAGACGACAUGUCGGGGAUCUUGGAAACAUCAUGACACCAGCCAAUGAUUCGACAAUGAUUGACAUCCAGGAUUCUCUCAUUGCCUUCACCGGUACGCGUGGUAUUGUCGGACGAGCCUUCGCCAUUCAUGCCAACGUUGAUGAUCUGGGGACAGGUGGGAACGAGGGAAGCCGCACAACAGGCAACGCUGGCUCACGUCUUGCCUGUGGAAUCAUUGGCUACGUUAUGCCAGGGAAUGAUUGA
Messenger RNA from Angiostrongylus costaricensis, 516 nucleotides. NCBI's taxonomy places the organism in Eukaryota, Metazoa, Nematoda, Chromadorea, Rhabditida, Metastrongylidae. The record is from the annotation of a GenBank genome assembly.